AUGUUGUUGCCUUCAGAAAACAAUCCAUUAGUACAAAUUAUCAUCAAUGAGCGACUAUCAGCAAACUUGUCUCCAGCUUCCUUCGAUGCUGUUGGGUUGGCUAAUGCAUGCAUAAAUAAAACAGGACAUCAUGCCUGGAAACCAGUUUGCAAACAUUGUCUACUUCUUCAAAUCCUAAACCCAGAAGCCAUAACUGUAGCUGAGCAAGAGAGAACUUUCUUUGUGAUGCCUUCCUCGAGUUCUAGAAUCCUGGUUUCCAUCUACAGAAUCCUGAUUUUCAAUUGGAGCUCUUGGCUUACUAUCUGGGCUCCAGUUAGGGAAGACGGCUUGUUCAGUGUGAGCUCUAACCCCAGUUGGGUUGGGUCUGUGUGUUUGGGAUGGGUUGUGGAUAAAUGGGCUUUGAUUUUCUUAUAUGGGCUAAGAGAAUAG
Molecule: messenger RNA, 429 nt
Organism: Fraxinus pennsylvanica
Lineage: Eukaryota; Viridiplantae; Streptophyta; Magnoliopsida; Lamiales; Oleaceae
Source: the annotation of a GenBank genome assembly